Messenger RNA from Arabidopsis thaliana (thale cress), 2073 nucleotides. RefSeq names its product DHFS-FPGS homolog B (gene DFB). Gene Ontology annotation, biological process: folic acid-containing compound biosynthetic process; tetrahydrofolylpolyglutamate biosynthetic process; one-carbon metabolic process. The record is from RefSeq and is marked reviewed. The coding region runs from base 284 to 1825 and encodes 513 amino acids. Gene Ontology annotation, cellular component: cytoplasm; chloroplast. Gene Ontology annotation, molecular function: acid-amino acid ligase activity; ATP binding; tetrahydrofolylpolyglutamate synthase activity. The transcript has 16 exons. Lineage: Eukaryota; Viridiplantae; Streptophyta; Magnoliopsida; Brassicales; Brassicaceae.
CAAUGUUAGUGACAAGAGAAUGUUUGCAGUUUCGAUAGUACCUCGAACCACAUCGUGCCGUUUGAGCUCUGCCUUUCUCUGUCAACUCUCGAUUCCUCUCACUCUUCGGCUCCACCAUCACUACCAACACCACCAGCCUCACCUACCAUCUCCUCUCUCUUUUCAGGUUUCCCUUUCUCUUUCGCUCUCUGUCUCUCAUAUUCCGAGAAUCUCGGAGUUUCGGCAUCUCUGAUAUUCUCUCUUAUUCGUGUUUCAGAUUCAUUCGUUAAGAAAGCAGAUCGACAUGGCAGCUCAAGGAGGUGAUUCAUAUGAGGAAGCGUUGGCUGCUUUGUCGUCUUUGAUCACGAAACGAAGUCGUGCUGAUAAGAGCAAUAAAGGGGAUCGCUUUGAGUUAGUCUUUGAUUAUCUCAAGCUACUUGACCUGGAAGAAGACAUUUUAAAGAUGAAUGUUAUUCAUGUCGCUGGUACCAAAGGCAAGGGAUCCACAUGUACCUUUACAGAGUCUAUUAUUCGAAACUAUGGCUUUCGAACUGGACUCUUCACUUCACCUCACCUCAUUGAUGUCCGGGAAAGAUUUCGUUUGGAUGGUGUGGACAUAAGUGAAGAGAAAUUUUUGGGAUAUUUCUGGUGGUGCUAUAACAGGCUCAAGGAGAGAACUAACGAGGAGAUACCAAUGCCUACAUAUUUCCGCUUCCUUGCAUUGCUAGCUUUUAAAAUAUUUGCUGCAGAAGAGGUAGAUGCUGCUAUAUUGGAGGUUGGAUUAGGUGGAAAGUUUGAUGCCACCAAUGCGGUUCAGAAACCUGUGGUAUGUGGUAUUUCUUCACUCGGAUAUGACCACAUGGAAAUUCUAGGUGAUACACUUGGAAAAAUUGCUGGUGAGAAGGCUGGAAUUUUCAAGCUUGGAGUUCCAGCUUUCACAGUGCCCCAACCUGAUGAAGCCAUGCGUGUCCUUGAAGAGAAAGCUUCCGAAACAGAAGUGAAUCUCGAAGUGGUGCAGCCACUAACCGCAAGGCUGUUAAGUGGUCAGAAACUUGGGCUUGAUGGGGAACACCAAUAUGUCAAUGCUGGUCUAGCAGUUUCGCUUGCCUCUAUCUGGCUUCAGCAAAUUGGUAAACUAGAAGUUCCGAGUCGGACUCAGAUGAGUAUUCUGCCUGAGAAAUUCAUCAAAGGGUUAGCUACAGCGAGUUUGCAAGGACGAGCACAGGUCGUCCCUGAUCAAUAUACUGAAUCUCGGACUUCAGGAGAUCUAGUAUUUUAUCUGGAUGGAGCUCACAGUCCAGAAAGCAUGGAAGCAUGCGCCAAAUGGUUUUCGGUUGCGGUUAAGGGAGACAACCAGUCAGGGAGUUCAGGACAUUUGGUUAAUGGCUCUGCAGGAUCCUCUCAUGAUAAAUGGUCAAAUGAAACCUGUGAACAGAUAUUGUUGUUCAAUUGUAUGUCAGUUCGGGACCCAAAUCUACUGCUUCCACAUCUAAAGAAUAUGUGCGCAAAAUACGGUGUCAAUUUCAAGAAGGCAUUGUUUGUACCAAACAUGUCGGUGUAUCAUAAGGUUGGUACAGCAGCUGAUUUGCCAGAGAAUGAUCCACAGGUUGACUUGUCAUGGCAGUUCACACUUCAGAAAGUGUGGGAAAGCCUUGUGCAGAGUGAAAGAGAUGGAGAAAAAGAUGGUGAAAGUGAUGGAAACAGUGAGGUGUUUACUUCACUACCCAUGGCAAUAAAAUGUCUAAGGGACACUGUACAUGAGAGUAGCUCAGCCACACGUUUCCAGGUCCUUGUAACUGGUUCGUUACAUCUUGUGGGCGAUGUACUGAGAUUAAUCAGAAAAUGAAGAGAAACAAACACACUUCACUUUUCAAAUUUCAAUACACGAGUCGUCAUCCACCAAUCACCGUACCCACUGUGGAAGAGGAUGGCAUUUCUUAUUAAAAGCUAUUUUGUAUUAUUUCGGUUUUAGUUUCCAGCUUAAGUACUAACAAAGUUGUGGUGAUCUUUUUCAAAUUCAAGAGCAAUAGUUAACAAAAAGAAAAGGAAACAUGUUGGCAAACGUUGUGACAUGGUUAAUGAUUUGCUUCCUCC